AUAAGAAAAUUUCUGCUUUGGUGUGAAUAUUCCGGCCAUGAAAUCCUGUGGUUUAUGAUGAUAUCUCUUUCGCUAUGGUUAUACCGUCAUGAUCCUGUUUCAUUAUCUUUCAAUUUGAAUCUUGCCAUAGCUUUCGUUUUAGAUAUUAUCAUUGUUGUCUGCUUGAAAAUGUUAUUUCAAAGGCGAAGACCCGAAGCAAAUAAGAUCGAUAUGUAUGUUCUAGCGUCGGUAGAUCACUAUUCUUUUCCAUCUGGGCAUGCAAGUAGAAUAACAGCCUUAGCAUGUAUAUUACUGCACCAUCCAGUUCUACACAACGGUUAUAAAAUUUAUGUAUUAGCAUGGGUUAUUAUUGUCUCUUUGUCACGUACGUUAGCUGGAAGACAUUUCCUUGGCGAUGUUCUAUGUGGUAACUUGAUAGGA
Trichoplax adhaerens is the source of this 420-nucleotide messenger RNA. RefSeq lists its product as uncharacterized. The annotation marks the transcript as partial. Gene Ontology annotation, molecular function: sphingosine-1-phosphate phosphatase activity. The record is from RefSeq and is a predicted model, not a curated record. Lineage: Eukaryota; Metazoa; Placozoa; Uniplacotomia; Trichoplacea; Trichoplacidae. The transcript has a single exon.